Molecule: messenger RNA, 1380 nt
Organism: Chenopodium quinoa (quinoa)
Lineage: Eukaryota; Viridiplantae; Streptophyta; Magnoliopsida; Caryophyllales; Amaranthaceae
Product: E3 ubiquitin-protein ligase BOI-like
Molecular function (GO): ubiquitin-protein transferase activity
Source: RefSeq, a predicted model, not a curated record
UUCGGCCCAACACAACUUGGACCGAAUCCAGUCUUCUCCAUUUCAGCGGACCUUCGGCAAGGAGUUGCUUGUCUGUGAAAACAUUUGGGAAGGAAGAAGCCUGUAAAAUUAAGCUGAAAUUGCACAAUAAUUAAUCAAAAUGUACGGAGGUAACAACAGCAAUCAUGCGCUUCCCAUGUUUCUGGAUGAUAAUCGUUUUCCGCUGAAUACUAGUACACCAAACCACCAACUUCAGCUCUUUGGGAAUUUACCCGUCGGAUGUACAGUUGACCCAGUAAAUUAUUUUGGGAAUGACCACAAUUCUUCUAUUCUCCGGCCAAACAAACGAGUUAGAGAGGCUGAUGAUCUUGCAAGGCAACAGAAGCUCCAGAUCUCAUUGAAUUAUAACCUCUGCCAGGAUGAAGUUGACCGUUCAGCUAGCAUCCCAAACCAUAAUCCGGUAUCAACUGGGCUAAGGCUUUCAUAUGAUGAUGAUGGCCCCAACUCAUCUGUCACUUCUGCUAGCGGAAGUAUGACAGCAACAUCCUCCGUCCUCAUGUCACUUGGUGACAAUAUAAGGAGUGAGCUUGAACGGCAAAAGGAAGAGUUUGAUCAGUACAUCAAAAUUCAGCAAGAGCAAUUAGCAAAGGGUGUUAGAGACAUGAAGCAAAGACACAUGGCCUCAUUUCUAAACACUGUAGAGGAUGGCAUAAGCAAGAAGCUUCGAGAAAAGGAGACGGAGUUGGAAACUAUAAACCGUAAGAACAGAGAACUUAUGGAGCGAAUAAAACAGGUGGCAACAGAUGCACAUAAUUGGCAUUACCGAGCUAAGUACAAUGAGUCUAUGGUUAAUAUCCUCAAAAACAAUCUUCAGAAUGCAAUUUCUCAAGGCGCUGACCAAGGGAAGGAAGGGUUUGGAGACAGUGAGGUUGAUGACGCAACUUCUUACAUUGACCCGACUAAUUACCUCACGGUGGCAGGAGGACGGGGAAAAUCCAUUGCAGGACCCAGUACCGAGCAUUUGGCCUGCAGAGCUUGCCGAACCCGAGAAGUGUCUAUGUUAUUGAUGCCAUGUAGGCACCUGUGUGUGUGCAAGGAAUGUGAUGGAUUCAUUAGUGUCUGCCCAGUCUGCAAUAUCCCUAAAAGUGCUAGUGUGGAGGUAUACUUGUCUUGACAUCAGCUGUCCAAUGAUAUCAUGUAUUUUUCCUUGUAUGUCUUACCGAGAUGUAUACUUACCCGAAAUACCAAUUGCUGAUGAAAAUGAGACUGUCACUCGGUCAUCUGCAUUUGUUAUGAAGAGUGUUUGAUAAAUGAAAUUCAAACCUAAAAAUGUGCACAUAUGAAACUGCUCGUUUUUAACCCAAUGAAAAGGCCUUUCACAAGCAUUUGCGUGUGUAUGUA